Messenger RNA from Xiphophorus maculatus (southern platyfish), 11646 nucleotides. It is a transcript of the gene cacng3b, whose product is annotated as calcium voltage-gated channel auxiliary subunit gamma 3. The record is from RefSeq and is a predicted model, not a curated record. Gene Ontology annotation, cellular component: postsynaptic density membrane; AMPA glutamate receptor complex. Bases 789 to 1742 code for a protein of 317 amino acids. Gene Ontology annotation, molecular function: channel regulator activity; voltage-gated calcium channel activity. NCBI's taxonomy places the organism in Eukaryota, Metazoa, Chordata, Actinopteri, Cyprinodontiformes, Poeciliidae. Gene Ontology annotation, biological process: calcium ion transport; postsynaptic neurotransmitter receptor diffusion trapping; regulation of AMPA receptor activity. The transcript is spliced from 4 exons.
GGCAACCGCUAUCUUUUUUUUUUUCCUUCUUCUUCUUUUCUCUUUUUUCCAUUUGUACCAACGGGCACAACUGGCUCAGGCUUGUUACAGACCAGUCCAACUUGAAAUAGCGUUUUACUCGUUUUUCAUCUAAGCAGCCUGCAUCCUGGACAGUCGAUGAUUUCUUGGUGUCUAACACUAAACGUUUUGCAUACGCGAGUCUGGGCGACUUGUGGCGGCUUUUGACAUGGAAGAGGAGAAAAAUAAUUUGUCGACGAGUCAAUAAACCCACCAUGGAUAGCCUACAGGUCGUCCUCCUCUAAGGAAUGGGAUUUUGUUCUGCUUAAAGCGACAUGGUCGAAGGAGGAAACCCAGAGGUGAGAUAGGGGCGAAAACUGUUUAGAAAACAGGCGUUUUCACCUACAGAGGUGAGUUAUUUGGGAAGACGAGCGACAGAAAUAAAGAAGGCUUAAAAAAUAUUAACUGGGACGUAUGAAGCCAGGAAAGGCGGGAUGUGGCAUCACCCUCCGCUCUGAGUGAGUGUGGGCAGUGUCGAGCUGUUGGGGACAACCGGUGGUCGCUUCAGCCAGCCUCCCACCUUCCCGAAGCUAUUUUCCUCCAUAUGCUCGCCAAAUAUUUAAUAAUUUUUCAGUUUUCAAGUGCCUGUCCCUGCUCCUCUCUUUGACUCUUCAAGUCUCGACAUUAGGAAAAUAAAAGGGUGAAUCUAUAUUUUUGUAAAAAAAAAAAAAAAAAAAAAAAGAAGAAGAAGUGGAGGAGAGACGGAAUAAGGCACCCAAGGAGCCGCCUAUAUGAAGAUGCUGAUGUGUGACCGCGGCGUCCAGAUGCUCGUGACGACGGUGGGCGCGUUCGCCGCCUUCAGCCUCAUGACCAUCGCCGUCGGCACGGACUACUGGCUGUACUCGCGCGGGGUCUGCCGCGUGAAGAGCAGCGGCGACAACGACACGAGCCGCAAGAACGAGGAGGUGAUGACGCACUCCGGCCUCUGGCGAACCUGCUGUCUGGAAGGAACAUUCAGAGGCGUAUGUAAGAAGAUUGAUCACUUUCCAGAGGAUGCAGACUACGAGGCGGAUGCUGCUGAAUACCUCCUACGUGCCGUUCGCGCCUCCAGUAUCUUCCCCAUCAUGAGUGUUGGUCUGUUGUUCCUGGGGGGGCUUUGUGUGGCUGCCAGUGAGUUUUACCGGAGCAGACACAAUGUCAUCCUCAGCGCAGGAAUCUUCUUCGUAUCUGCAGGUCUCAGCAACAUUAUUGGAAUUAUUGUCUACAUCUCAGCCAAUUCUGGAGAUCCAGGUCAGAGUGACAGCAAGAAGUCCUAUUCGUACGGCUGGUCCUUCUACUUUGGCGCCCUCUCCUUCAUAAUGGCAGAAAUGGUGGGCGUGCUGGCGGUGCACAUGUUCAUCGAGAAGCACCGCAAGCUGCGCGCCAAGUCCCGCACCGAGCUCAUAAAGAAAUCCGCCUUCAGCCGCAUCCCCUCCUACCGCUACCGAUUCCGCCGCCGCUCUAGUAUGCGCUCCUCCGAGGCCCCAAGCCGUGACGCGUCGCCCCUGGGGAAGGGCGGCUACACGGGGCCGGCCGCCUCCGAGAUGCCCAUGUACACGCUGAACCCGAGAGAAGCGGGCAAUGCGGGCGGCAAAGCGGGUAGCGGCAUGGGUGGGCUGCUCAACUCGGAGAGGGAUUUCCUCCAGAGCAGCACGCUCACUAAAGACUACAACAAGGACCCCAACCGCAGGACCACACCAGUCUGAGGGAAUCUGGCUGCAGAUAUCACCCAAUCAGAGUGUCGAAGAGGAGGAGAAAUCCAGUGGAAUUCCAAGCAAACAAACAGGAAUAUGAAGGGUUGUGGGAUUGGGAAGGGGUGUGAUUAACCCCGACUGUGAACUGUGAAAUUUUUAGCCUUUGAACUGUGAAUCCUUUGCGCUCUGAGAGUAUCUUAGUGUGUAGCAGGGUGGGGUUUGAUGGAGAAGUUCUUCCCAACAUUCAUGUACGCCUGAUACACCUUAAAAUUAUAUCUGUAGCCGCUUAUAAAUGACAGCUGUAGCAAUUUAGGUUCAUGAUUUUCCUGUUCAUAAACUGACUUUCUGACAUUUUUAAGGGGAAGAGAAGAAGACAUACAGAGUUGUUGCUUGGAACAACUUCUCCUGACAAAUCACAACUAAUGUGAAAUUGAUAAAAAGACAGAAGAGAAGAGAAAAAGUGUGAUCUAUGAUCUUCACACCUCUCUCCUGUCAUUUUGGGUAGCAGUAGAGCUGGAGGGGAACAGUGAACUUUCUAAAUGUGAUAUUAAAUAGUGAGAAAGUUAAACUUACCACAAGGCUUAAUUCAGUUUUGGAUCGGCUGAGUUCAGAAGAGAAAAGAAAAUCUGUGCCAUUGACAUUUGUUGAAGUGAUUAUUUCUACAUUUGUUUACUUGUUUCAUAUGAACUGACUUCAAACUGAGCUGAAACUGAAUUGAGCUGAUUCCGUGAUUCCUAGAUUUGCCCGAGGCUGACUGCAGAUCAGCUGCUGGAGAGUGAGCAGAAAAGGUGACUCAACAAAUCUUAACGUUCGAUCCGUUGGUGCUUCCUCUCAGCUGUGUUUUUUCUGCCACUUCUUGAGUUACUUUCUUUUGUACCUAAAAAAAAAAAAAAACUCCACACGACCAGAUAUCUGUCUGUCUGCCUUCACAAAUCACCUUUCGCCUUCCAUGUUUUUCCGUGUGGCCCCAUACUUCACCUCGCUGACACCCUCCUCUCACCCUAUCUUCCCUGUACUUAAAGCAACAGUAGAUUUAGCUUUUGUCUUCCUUGUAGAGUAGUUAGGUUUUCUGGAUGUUAUUAUUUCAGGGUAAUGUGAGGGAUGGAGUCAGUGUAAGGGAGACCGCUGAGCUGUGAAGUAUACAUUAAGGCAGUGCCAAAACAAAAACAAACAAAAAAAUUUGCACAUACCGAACUAGAAAAGGACCUUUUGUGUCUGCCCGCUACCUCUCCUGUCAAUAUCUUUAAUUCAACAUGACGUUGUUUCUGCUAGAGCAACUGUAAAAGCUUCAGCUGCAUAAGUGAAAAGAGACAGAAAUGCUCCUUUCAUUGAAUCCAAUGGAGUGUCUUGUAUAAUAGGACUUAAAAUGUAUCCAUCUGUAAUUGCAGCAGCAUAAUCUCACGCUGCAAAAUUUCGGAAAACCCAACCUUCAAUUCUCAUAUAUUUAUUCAGUUGGGGAAAAUUUGUGUUAUUAUUGUUUUUAUAAAAUUGUUAAUUGCUCUCCACAGUAUCUGUGAUGAUGUGGGUCUGUUUUUCUUCCAAACGACCUGGGCAUCUCAUAAGAGUGCAUUGCAUCAUGAACAGAAAAAUCUGCCGAAAGUUUGACUUUCUAAAAAAUUGUACUAGAUUAUGCUACUGCGGUUAGAGAUCAGCUUUAUUUUAAGGUUUUUUUAAAAAAUACUUUUGCCGGGGAUGCCCAUCGGUAAGGCCAGAUCUGAACAGAUGUAAUCCAUCACAACAUCCAAAAACGCGCUGCUUUCAUUUAAACAUGUUGCCCCAAUGCCUCCUGUGUAAACAUGCUGUUUUAGUAAUAAUGUUUGCAAAGGACUGAAAUUAUUCUACAUCCCAGCAUUUUGGGAAACAUGUUUUAAAUCAUUCCCGAAGACCUCUGAGAGAAUCUAUAAAUAGCAUUUAAAGGCAAAUUUGACAAUUUAGCUAUAGAAAGUACAAAGACUGCUGCCUGAUUUCAUCUAGAUAGGUCAGAGUGCUCAGUUAUCAGCAGCUGUGUGAGGAUUGUGUUAAUAAAAUGUUUAAUAAUGCCAACUAACUGAUAAAAAAAGGUGUCUGUGCCAGUGAGACUUUAUCAAGUCCUUGAAAAGAACAAGAAGAUUUAUAUUGCCUCUAAGUCUUCUAGCAUUUACUAAUUUGUCUGUACCGUUAUUGCUGAUGGUAGGUGUGAAAAGAAAAAGAAGCCAUAAAAAAAGUGGGAAGAGAAAAAGAGUUGUUUAGACAGAUCAUACAGCGCUGUGCUAAAAUAGUAUCCCACUCACAGAUUUCUGAUAUUUUUUUGUUUUUUGUUAUUAUUAUUUUAUGUCUGACAAAUUAACUUGAGUAAAUACAUAAUGCAGUUUUCAGAUGACCCCCUCCGGUGGUAGUGUGAUGGUCUGGGAUUGCUUUACCUGUUGCUUAAUCUGAACCGACCCGAAACAUAUCCACUUAUAAAUCACUCAAUAAAAAGAGAGGGCUUCCACUGUCCUCGUCAAAGUUCAGAUUUACAUCCUGCUGAGAUGCUUAGGCAGGCCGUUCAUUUCUAAAAACCCUGCAGUGCGACUGAUUUGCGUCUCUUCUGAGGCCCUGAUGGCAGCUGUUGUAACUUAAUAAAUCAUAGUCACGAAUGAAAGAAUAUGUUGGAAAAUCUCUUUUUGUAUUUACGCAGGCUAUCUUUGUUUAGAAAUAAAACUCGUUGAGUGAUUGGGAACAUCAAAGUGUGAUUAAAAAGGAAAAACAGAAGAAAUCUGUCAGGAGGUAAAAUCUUUUUUCAUAACAUUGUGAGAUGUUUUUUUCCAUUUUGUUUAUAGGACUUAAGAGUGAGGAUAAAAAUAUUUCUAAACGUGUUUCUUGCCUCCCAAAGCCAUCAUUGCACUCUUUUUGUACAAACUAAAGAUGAGUCGACGCUGACCCGACACCUCCGCACCCUGCUCUGACAGUCACCAACGACUAAAGAUCUUCUAACCGCAGUCAAACUCUUUAACUCACAAAGCUGCUGUUUUGUCUCCCAUCUUUCACGCCAUAAAGGGAGCACACGGGGACAGACGGGCACCUGCGCAUGCUGCCCCUCCACCUGUGAAUAUUAAUUUUGCAAGCUAACCGCAAAAAUCAGCCGCUGUUGUGGGCUGCGAGAUGAGGAGGAGGAAGGAGGGAAAAAACACUUCUCUCUAAGCAAGGGCUUUUAAUUUUUAAAGAACAGGAGCACACAAGGGCUUUUUAUGCUCAGCACUGCAGCAAUGUCGCUUUUAGGGGUGUAAUCUUGGAGGGAGAAGUGGAAAAAGCAAAACGACAUUUGCACAGAAACAACUGUUUUAAAACCAGCUGAAUAGCUUAGUGGUAAUAUAACAUGCUUUGAGCAGAAGAGAGGUAGAAGACGUUGCUCUUCCACCCAGCUUUUCUUCUUCUUUUUUUUCAGUAGCUAGAGAAGAUAAAUACUGCCUUAAAGAAAUAUAGGAUAAUUCUAAGUUAUUGGAGUUAAGAUUCAGCGUACUAGCUAACUGCUCAGAAACAGUGCCAAAUAUUAGUCAAAAUGUCUCCCGUGUGUCAUGGCGUCCGGGUUAGCUUUAGGUCAUAGAGUCACUGCUGUAUAUAACCGUUUUCUGUGUAGGAUUUACAGACUCAGCAGUCGUAGCUAUGUAGCUCAGCAUAACGAGGGGCCCCUUAGAUCCUUAGGGUCUGCUAGGCGCCAUGUUUAGUACUGCCAUCCAUGAGCCAUGUCAGCAUCGACCAUUCAAACCCAUGCAUGCCCAUAUCCAUUCGCUUCCAGUGCUUAUAGUUGCUGUAUCUUAAAUCGGGCCUCAAACAGCACCCUGACCUCUGCACCAGAUCGGGACGCUCGGUUGGUACAUUAAGGACGCUUCGCCCAAGGCCUAAUCUCUGCAGAUGUUUACCCCGACGGAGCGCAGGGGGCUCUUUGAGACUCUCUUCCUGCCACCAUUCAGCUUUGAUACUCUGAUAUCAACAAGUAAUUGUAUUAUUAGUAAAGAAUUAUUCUAAAGGUGCCACUGUGCAGAGGAGAACCAACUCUGUCACACUAUAUACUUAUAAUGAAUAUAUUCGUUUGAGGGGAGCGGGGUUGAUUAUGCGGUGCAGAGUUGGGAAGCAGGAGUCGUAGUCUUUCUAUUAUAUUAUUCUAUAGUUUCCUUUUCUACUUUGUCGUGAUUGUGAGGUUUUGUUGUUUCAAUCACAUCGGACACCUCCGACGGGAGAGACGAGCGAGGAGCCGACGGACUGCUUGUGGACAUUGACCUCACCUCACUGGUGCCAGAGACUACGUUACCCAGCAAGACUUGCAGCACUGCAGUACACACAGACACUAACACGCAAACUUUACCUUCCUGCGCCUACAAGUUCCUGUACUUCUGAGGACAAUAUAUCCAUUCUAAAGCAAGAUGUUAAAAGCAGAAGGAAGUGAAACAGGAUACUAAGCCUGUCAAGCUAUAUGAUGAUAAGUAAACAUAUUGAAAAUGUUUAGCAUUUACAUUUGAGUCUCUUCUUAGUGCUUUAUUUGACACUGUGGCAAACGUAGAAACGAUUUUGCAGGAAAGCUGGCUUAAUUCAUUUGUGUUUCCAGAAUCAAGCUAAAACAUGAUGAGUUGAGGCAUGCCCAUCACUUUAUUUUGAUGGUAGAAAAGCAAGAUCCUACAAACAACUUCUUUUCACCUGAGGUCUGGCUUAAACUGCCAGAGCCCUGUAUAAGGGGAAACGCCAACAAUCUACGAAACGGCGCCCAGCAAUCCUUUUUUAACCUCGGCUAGUAUCCUCAUCCGACAACUGACAGAACACAGCAAUGUGCUUGGAAAGGCGUAAUAUGGUUUAAAAGUGAAAAUAUCCCGCUAACCAAUGGGACACCCCCUAAAGAAGACAAUACCUCAUCCAUUAUCACCAAAGCUUUAUACACAAAUCUACAUUUUUGUCAGUUUUAAUAUGCUAUGUGUGAGUAUUAGCGUGUUACCGGUGUUACCUAUUGCUGCACAUCACCAGUAAGCUGGGAGGUAGAUGGCUACUACACUUUUCCCUUACUUACAAGAAAGAUACAUUCAAAUUGUGGGGAAAAAAUAUUUCUGUUAAAGUCAAUGACAAUCUCACACAGGCCAAUCCUUCACCUGGUAGCUACUUCUUUGUCUUGCAACGGUCAUCAGCAUUCAACUGCGUUUCCAGUAGGUUCCUCUUAAGGUUGAUGAUUAUGCCAAAUGUAAAACUAGACAUGUGAGCUUGUAGUCCACAUAAAAACAAUUUAUCCUCUUAAAAAGUGUGAACAUUUUAUGAAUGAAGGAUCAGACAGCUCUCUAACAGCUCAAAAAAUAUUACUAAAACCAAAGGGCACAGGCAAUGUGUUGAAAUAUUUGUCCUCAUUAGUACAGAAACAGAACCACACAAGAAUAAAUACACAUAUGCGAUCACAACUGCAUACACACAGACAUUCCUCCAUGAAGAGACAUGCACAGACACCCACACUGAGACAGCACCCACUCUAGCUUUGCCCAGUGCGGUGCAGGAAAGAAGUGUGUACUGCUCUAUGAGAAAUCACUGUGUCAUGUUUAGUGUUUCUUUGGGAGAAAAACAACAAACUGUUCCCGACGAGUCGCUGUUGCGUCGACCCGAUAGGUGGAGCAUUGAGUAAACUGAGCCAGCUAAUCACACAUGGACAACCAGAUGAACUGAAAUGUGAAUUCAACGGUGUAGUUCUGAGACAAAAAGACUCGCUAUGCGCACUCUACAACCAACAUUCACUACCAGCACACACUCUCACAAACACUGACACGAUUAUGGUAACGGUGUGAGGAGGGCUUACAGGUGGAUUUAUGUGCCUGCAUGUUUGUGUAUGCAUGUUUUUGUGGGUGUGUACGUGUGUGUGUGUUGAUGUUUAUGUGUGUGUACGUGUGGAGUUAGUCUCUCCUCACCCAUGCACCCAGUGCCUGCCUAUCCUGCCUUCAAACAGCUACGACAUCAGCUCCGGGGCUUCCAGGAUAACUGUUUUCUGCAUUCCCAUGACACAGUAUGGUUACACUGGUUCAGAGCUAAAUGCCCCACUCAUUCCUAGGCAGUCGUAGCCAUAAAAGUCGAUUAGGCUGCUUUGAUUUUAGAGAGUUCUGGUGGACUGAGUUCUUGUUUUACCCUCUGGAUUUGACAGGACUUCGUAGUAGCAGCCUUCUUCUCAGACCUGACCGUGUUUUUUUCUUGAACAUUUCAGUCUGUCUGUUCAAUUGCAUUAAAGUACAGCAGAAAGAUCCUCGCAGGAAAGGGAAAAGUCUGAUGACUGUCAAUGUUCCUAAAACUUAGGUUCAAAAGGAGCAGUGUAGCUUUUACAAAUCUUGUAGAAUAAUAUACAAAAACUUUACCCUCUCAUAUUUGCUGACCUCAGUGGAUUGUCGACACAAAGUCAAGUGUGUUUGCAGGGCCGCUCCAUGUUACUUAUUUUGUUUCUGGUGUUAAAAGACGCCGUGUCUUGGUACUGUAGUUGAGAGGAAGAUGCUUGUCUUUGAUUUUUGAAAAUAAUGUAGCUCUAUCGUCGUGAGGGAUAAGAAAUAUGGCAAUAGGUAGCAAGGUUGCAGUAGUUUCUGCAUUGCUCAUGGCUAUCAUAAAGAAGCAAGCUGAAUGCCAAAGCUGUUGAUUUACUGGUCCGUCCAUGUUCCAUUGUCACUAAAUAGAGAUCAAGAUUCUCAAGAUCCCAUAUUCUGCCACCUGAAAUGAGCUGUGCGGUGGCUGCACUCAACCUUAGCGAUGCAAAACAAACAUUAAUUGAUAGAUAGAAGCUUAUAGUAUCAAAUUAGAACAACCCGGUUUAAAUUACAUUAACCAACAGUAACCAAAACUACUCCCCAGAAAAAACAAACACUUUCCUGCUUAAGGAAUUUUAACAAUUUUAUGUGAUGGAUUUACCUGUCAUACGAUUUCAAGAUAUUUUAGCUUUUUCUACAGUUAUAGGAAUUAAAGUUUUUGGAGACGUCAGUCCCCAAUAAUACAGCAGCCAAUAUUUAAAAAUGUAUCCUGGUCGUGUUGAUUGAAAGCUUGUAUUUAUAUUUCCUUGCUAAUUUUUAGUUCAUCAUCUAACAGAUUCCCUCUCUGCUGUAGUUACGCUGCUUUGACCUAAUACAUUUAUUACAGUAAAUGAAAUGGCGAUGAAACUAUUAAUUUGAUAAUUCUGUUGAAUUUAAAUUUAGUAAAAAUUCAAAAAUGAAAUGUCUUGCAGAGUUUUGUAUUUGUUUAUUUAGUGGCCAGACACACAAAGUUCUUACAAAGAAAUAACAAUAUAGACUCCAAAGUUCUAGGUUUCUAACAUGUGACAUAUACAGUUUAGCUAAUUUUAGUGGUUGCAGUUCUAAUGAUGCAAAUUAUUCAGAAAUAUUUUUAGUACUACCUCAGCUGCAUUUCCAAGUUCGCCAAGCUUGCGAUAUGAAAAUUUAAUCUCUGAGAUAUGACAGGUCAAAGCGAUUUACUACUACUAGGCGCUAACAUGUUUACCUUGCUGUGUGUAGCCAUGUCAAAGUCCAGCAAAUUAUAAGGAAUAUCACAGACAUAGUUACCUGUGAUUGAUGUUUCAUAAGCCUGUUCGAAAACUGCAAAUGCGGUUGCACAGCUCUGUCUGUAAUAUCCGAUAAGAGCUAACUUUGAGUUUAGCUAGCACUGCGCGCGUGGAAUAAACCCACUAGCGAUAGCCGUAAAGGGCCGCGCCUAUGGAGCUUUGGAACCAACGUCACUGCGUAUGACGUUUACAUCUCGCGCAGUCGCUCGCCGCCAUCUUUAAAGGCCACAGACCAAAACAAACUUUAUUUUAUUCCGGCGUGUUACCAGGCGCAGUGAAGUUGUUUUCAAGUUGGAUUUUGGAUAUCCACGCUCCGCCAACGCUUAUGAACGCUAAUUCCGGCCAGCGGUUCUCUACCGCUCCCUCCUCAAGCGCUCGGAGGUUCACUUGUUGACCGUCAAUUUCCGAACCAAACACUCCUGUAAAUAAAUGCCUUGCCUUGUGACCCAGUGAUACACAAAAGUGGCAAUUCAUGCUAUUACACGAGGCACACUUUCCUCUAUUAGAAUGUUAAGUCAAAUUCAAUAUUUUAAAUAAUUGUAAUAUUAAAUGUUUUCUUCAAUAGCUUCCAAAUUGUGUGCCCCAUUAACUCAAAAUCAGUGUGAAAUUGUUCUACUAGACUGUAUAGAUGAAGCACUCUCAUCUUUAUUACAUUUUGACCCCUGUUUUUUAAAUAUUUUUACUAAUUUUAUAUUUAAAAAAUGUUCAUAAAAUGUAUUACCUCAGAUGAUCAUCACAUUUGUUACCUGUAAUGUUCAAUCACAUAAAAUUCUAGGACAGGAUCUAUUUCAUUACAUGUUCACUCUUUAAAUUCUUAUAUAUAUCAAAUAUUUACUUAAAGUGUGAUCUAUUUCAUUAAAUUUACUUGUCACCUUUGUUGUUUACUCUGAACUGUUUAAUUACACAUUAAACAUUUAAGAUGGGCUCUUCCAUCUGGUUUGAUUGUUUAUAUUAAAUGUUUACUGCAAAAUGUCUGAUUAUAUAAUUGUUUACUUUAAUCACACAAAAUGUCUAUUUAAAAAUAUAAUCUUUCAUUACAUGUAUGUUUAUUACCUGCAAUAUUCUAAAUAUCAAAUUUUCACUUAAAAUGUGAUUCAUUUCAUCACCUGUUUACAUGCAACUUGAAGUGCUUGAAUCAAACGUUUCAUGAAUGUUUACCACAUUAAAUUAUUAAAUGAGAGAAAACAGCCACUUCCAACUGUACACACAUUUCAACACAAAUGGUUCAUGUUCCUCUUCAGAGUGUGCAGCCUUGCUGAGCUCCUCUCCUGGGGUUUCCUCCUCAGCCUCUAAAACUUGCUCCUCUUCUACAGCCUCUGCUACUGUCUUAUUUACCUCUUAAGGGGUACAUAAUGAAAACACAGUCUCUGUAACUUGCUCCCCCACUUGUUGAUCCAUCAUGGUCUUGCUGUAUCGCUUCUUUAAUUGAUGCGCAUGUCGGUCCAAUGGUGUGGCGUUUACCUCGCAGUGACCCAUAUUCAGUCUGGAUUGAGUUAAUCCAUUUCCUACGUCGGUGUGCCUUGAAGAGGACAUAUCAGAACACACAACAGUAUUAAUACUGUAAAUUUGAUAACACUAGUAAAAUAGUUUAAUUCACAAUAAUGGAAUAACCUCGAUGUCCACUGACAAAACUCGGACUAUGCUACAUAAAAAAUAUAAGCCCGACCUAAACAAGGUUGACCCACUUCAAUGAACUCAACGUAACUGAACAUGAGUACACCCGGACAAAAUCAUAGCAAAAAAAUUAUGACACAACACCAACAAAGCGAUUUUAGACACUCACCAGAAUUGACAUGUCUGGAGCAAACUUGUAGAUAUCUUGGGAUGUUGGAGAACAUAAUAUCAGGGCGUCUCACCGCUGAUACCCGGGACAUUCGUCUCCUUUUCAUUAGCUCCGAUAGCUUAGCCUCCUCGCCUUGUUUUACAGGCAGGAAAACAGUGAAACGAAAGUCCGUUUUCCAUCUUUUUACCGUUUCGGUCGUGUGAUCGGACAUUGCAUCCAAUAACGCAGCAAGUUUGAACCAUUGAUAAAUUAUUUUAAGUAACUUAGAUUCGAAAUAUCUGUGAGACAGUCGUUUGUCGGUUAUGUUUAUGGCCCUUCAAGAUGGCGCUCAUAACCCUACGUCUAGAGCAGUGACGUCACGUUCCAAAGCUCUAUACUGAAUCUGGGGUUACAAUAUGUAACCAACGUUUUCCGCUUUACCUUUAAGGCAAAAAUGGUGUAUAUCAGUGUGACAUAAAUAUGCAGCAGUCAAUUUGCCUCUGACAUGGAAAAUUAGGAUGCUUAGUGGGACUUUUAGCAACCCAAGAUUCUAACAAUGGAUUUAUCUUCUUUUAUUUAUUAAUAUUUUGUUUUCAUUCAAACAAAAGGUAACACUUUAUUUGACAGGGUGUGCAUAAGAC